AUGCCCGUUACAACGCGUACUGCUGCUUUACGAUCGGAACCUAAGGAGGAAGAGAUGGUUCCGGUUAAAGUUCCCAGCAAGAACAAAAAGAAAUCUCGUUCACAAAAACAACAACAAACAAAAAAACAGGAAGAACCACCAUCAGCUACCUGUGUUGUAUCUGAAGUAUGUUCUAGCGUCGAACAGCAAUCGACCAGUCAAAUUGUACAUCAUUAUCACGAUGAGGACAACAAGAAAGAUGGUGAGAUGAAUACGUCGAUCGAACGUCUAUUUUCAAAUCAGGAAUUCAUGUCAUCAACAACAAAUGAAGAAAAGGAUCAUCAAACAACUUCAUCAUCAUCAACAUUACCAUCAAGAAAAACAACCACUAAAAUUGAAGAAACUGAUUUUCCCAUUGUAUCGAUUCCACCACCAGAUAAUGAAGAUGAUGAUAUUAUUAAUCAAGAUGAUUCCAAUGCUGCCACUGCCGAGCCAGUUGUUGCUGGCGAGAUUAGUUUUGGUGCAUCAACAACAGGUGGCAAAAUGGUCUUUUUGAAUAUGUAUGGUUAUAUUUACAUGAAUGAAACAAAAGAUUACUUUGGUUGGCGUUGUGUUAAACGAAAUGAAAACUGUAAAGCUGUAAUAUACACAUUCAAGAGUACUGGACAGUUUAGUCAUUGGAAUGGAAAGUUUCAUUGUCAUGUAAUUGAUUUGCGUGACACACGAAAACGUGAAAUAAUAUCGAAGAUUAAGAAUCGUGUACUCGAUGAAUUUAUUCCAAUCAAAGUGAUCAUUGAAGAAGAAUAUAGAAAGGCAAAGCAUCAUGAAAAAUCAGUAUUGCCCGAAUUUUGGGCCACUGAAAAAGCAGCCCUGUGA
Molecule: messenger RNA, 855 nt
Organism: Didymodactylos carnosus
Lineage: Eukaryota; Metazoa; Rotifera; Eurotatoria; Philodinida; Philodinidae
Source: the annotation of a GenBank genome assembly